AAAAACGAAAGAGAGAUCUGUAAUUUUGCUUCAUCUUCAUCGUCGUCAUCAUCAUCAUUAAUUCGAAUCUGAAAGCUGCAACUCACGAGAAGAAGCUUUUGUAACAAUGGCGAAUCCAAUUCAAGAGAUUCUGGAGAAACAAGUUAUGACGGUAGCGAAAGCAAUGGAAGACAAGCUAGACGAUGAGAUAGCGUCUCUAGAGAAGUUAGACGAAGACGAUCUGGAAGUUUUGAGAGAGAGAAGGUUGAAGCAGAUGAAGAAAAUGGCGGAGAAGAAGAAACGUUGGAUGAGCCUUGGACAUGGAGAAUACUCUGAGAUUCAUUCUGAGAAAGACUUCUUCACCGUCGUCAAAGCUAGUGAACGCGUCGUUUGUCACUUCUUCCGUGAGAAUUGGCCCUGUAAAGUGAUGGAUAAACACAUGAGUAUAUUGGCAAAGCAACACAUUGAGACACGCUUUGUAAAGAUUCAAGCCGAGAAAAGUCCAUUCUUGGCUGAGAGGCUCAAGAUUGUUGUUCUUCCCACCCUUGCCCUCAUUAAGAACACUAAAGUGGAUGAUUAUAUGGUUGGGUUCAAUGAGCUGGGAGGGAAAGAUGAUUUCAGUACAGAGGAUCUGGAAGAGAGAAUAGCCAGAGCGCAAGUUAUCCAUUACGAGGGUGAGUCAUCUCUUAAACCAAAGUCUACAACACAAGUAAGAAGGAACGUGAGACAGAGUGCUCGUUCAGAUUCCGACUCCGAAUAAAUCCCAAGUUUUUUUUUAACAAAGGUUUGUUCGUUGUAUUAUGUUUAUGUAUGUGGACAUUUGUAAUACUAAGUAGUUAUCCAUUGAUGAUCUAAAAUGGAUGUUGGUUGUUAGAUUAAGGAGCACGCGAUAUCUAAAUUACAUUACUAAAUUGAUGUUUUACGUGGAUCAUGAACGAGAUGUUUGUACCUAGUGAGUACUGACUACUGAGUCUUGGAAUGAAGAGAGAAGGUUUCUUAUCUUUUAA
Camelina sativa (false flax) is the source of this 986-nucleotide messenger RNA. The record is from RefSeq and is a predicted model, not a curated record. NCBI's taxonomy places the organism in Eukaryota, Viridiplantae, Streptophyta, Magnoliopsida, Brassicales, Brassicaceae.